AUGGAUGACUCUCUGGAAAAGCCUUCAUCUGUUGCGAAGCCCGAAAGUAGUGAGGAAAGAGGAGAGGAGGACGAGCAAUCUUCUGGAGAUGAAGACCAAGGACCAGAUUGGACCAAAUUGCCGUCCGGAAUUGCUCGUCCGGUGAUCCCCAAGCGUGGCGAGAAAGAUUUCGAGCCCAAUGUCACUGGUGGUUCUAAUCUGCAGCGUCAUGUGUUGGAUCGGUCGCGAAAUGCGAUGUUUGACGCGUUGAGAGCUGCACCCGGCAUUUCCAGCAAAUCUGUCAGUCAUGCCGUAUGGUAUCCAGAUAUUGCUCGGGCGCAUGUCACGGUAGCAAGAGGAGUUCACUUCGCAAACAUGGGUCACUCCGUAGCCAGAACGUCCACAGUUCGUGAUGGAAUGAAAAGGGCGCAGAAAAGGUUGGAAUUGCUCCCGGAGGAAGCGCUCUAUCUUGUAGAGAGAGGCGCAAUGUUCUGCUGGGAAGCAAGUGAUGCGCAGUACGCCGACAUUGAUGCUAUGGAAGACUCUGAGGGAGUCCCCAUGAGCGUGCAGCAAGCUUUUGCUGAGAUGGUCGGUAAAGAGGAUUUAACACUCGAGAAAUACCAGGUUUUUGCCUAUCUGAGACGAUUAGGUUAUAUGGUGAUGCGGACCAAGCCUCCGUCUUCAGACUAUCCAACCCCGCUGCCUGUGAAUACGAAGGUGCAAGUGCCGACAUCAAUCCUUGGGAUUCUGUACUCCGGUGUACGGUCUGCAAUCUCCAGACUAACACGCAUUUUCUCUCGCGCGUUUGAUUGGUGGAGGCCUCUUCUAUUCAACCGCUGGCUUCACUACAAUAUGGACUACCAUUCUAUAUUCAAAUCGCUACGGUUUUUGCCUUCAGGGUUCGAUGCGCCUCUUCACGUGCAACAGUCACCGAAUAACCCCCCUUCCCCGUAUGAAAUAUUCUACAAUCUGUACAAGCCGUCGACACCAUUUAAAAAAACGGCACCUCCACCCCCAGAUUUCUCCGUAGUCGUCGUGAACGCCAGGACGACACCUAUGCCCUCGUUGACGGAGCUCACGGCCCUGUUCGACGUCCUACCCGAACUGCCGCCUCCCGUCCCCCGCAAGCGCAUCUCUUACGCGCAACAAAAGCAAGAAAGGGCAGCACCGGCGCCCACCCCUUCUGCUCCCCCUUUCGGAAAAUUACCGCUGUGGCGUCGAAUAAUUUCAUGGGGCCUCAAGCCUCCGUCUACCCCCGCGGCCCCUCCACGGAACCCAAACCCGUUCUUGGCGCUGAAGACGGGGAAGAAGAUGGUCGUUGUCGCGGCGGUGGAUGCGGGGACCAUAAGUUUCUUCAGGUUUGGUCAAGGUGCAUUUAAUGAAUGGCCUAUGCAAUGA
Messenger RNA from Sparassis crispa, 1377 nucleotides. RefSeq lists its product with no specific name. The transcript is spliced from 6 exons. Gene Ontology annotation, cellular component: tRNA-intron endonuclease complex. Bases 1 to 1377 code for a protein of 458 amino acids. The record is from RefSeq and is a predicted model, not a curated record. Gene Ontology annotation, biological process: tRNA-type intron splice site recognition and cleavage. NCBI's taxonomy places the organism in Eukaryota, Fungi, Basidiomycota, Agaricomycetes, Polyporales, Sparassidaceae.